CGCGAACUGAUAUCAAAUUUCUCAAAAUUGCUUCAUUUAUGACGUUCAUGACCGUGAACUAAUGAAGUUAUAAAAGAAAUAUUUAUAUUUAAAUUUUAGUGUAGUUUUAUAUUAUAAGUUUUGUAAUAGAACCCUCCCAAAUGGAAGUAGUGAAAAAUGAAGAUGAUUUAGAAGACGGUGAAAUCCGGGAAGAAGUUUUGGAAGACAUAUCAGAUUGUUCUCUAUCUGACAUCAUUCACGGAGAUUUCAACGAUGAUACCGAUGUAAAUACAUUACAAACCGAAGCACCAAUAUCGCCUCAAGUCGACGAGCCAAACAAUGAAGAAGAAAAAUGCAGAUUGGAAGCGCUGAAAUCCUUAUUAGAAAACACUGGCUUCUUGAACGAUAAUGAAGAAACCAUUCAAGAACUCGAAGACCUAACUGAAGAAGAGAAGUUGAGAUUUGAAGCGGUGAAAUCACUAUUACGCAAUAGUAAUUUUUUGGCUGCGAAAGACAAAGAGUCUUCGACGCCUUUACCAAGGCGUCAUCAUAGAAAACGUGGUAAAAAACGAGGAAAAAAGAAACAAAGUGAUUCUCCUCCAAAACGUAUUAAAGUAAAAGAAGAACCUAUCUUGGAGACUAAACCCGACGUACUAUAUUUGAAAGAGACUACUUCGCUGCUUUCUGGAUUAUCGGAAGACGUGAAAAAAAUCAACGAAUCUAUAGAAAAUAAAAAAUUGAUUCCAGUUCUCAAUACGAAUCAGGCCGAUAAAGUUAACACUGUUACAGAGCCUGAUACGAAUCUGGCUGAUAAAGUUAACACUGUUACAGUACCAGAUACGAAUCUGGCCGAUAAAGUUAACACCGUAGAAAAUAGAAAAUCGGUCACUGUGCCUGAUACAAAUCUGGUCGAUAAAGUUAUCUCUAAAGAUAACGAAGCUUCUGAAAACGAACCUUUAGUUGUGAUUGGUUCUACGAGAUCGUGGUAUCCUAAGACUGAGUUCACUUUAUGGGAUGUACCUUUGACAUGGAAUACUACUGUGAAACGUAACAAUUGUGACGAUGGUCACAUAGUCAAAAACCAAUCGAAAAAAUUGGUUUGUCAAAAACCUGAGAAUAAAUCAAUUCCAAACCUUCCUCGAAAGACUGAACCUGUAUCCGAACGCUUAGAGUCUGAUAAAUCAGACGCUUCUACAAAACUUCCUGAGUUACCGAAACAAGAACCAUUAGAUGAUAGUACUGCUGUGAAACUACAAGUCAGACAACCCGUGCCUAAAAAAUCAACUGAAUCAAAACCUACGAUGAAAUCAGUACCCGAAGUAAUCUAUAACAAACCUCCUCAACGUAGCUGUGAUCUUCAACCGACAAAAAAAUUAAAGAAGACUUCACACCAGAUCAUUAACUCAACCGCGUUAAUUCGUUCGCCCAAGUCAAUGAAACCUAUCCUGCCGAAAAAAUCUACUUCGUGUAGUUUUCGUAAAGUUAAUCUUGUGCCACCGAUAUCGAAUCGUAAAGUAUAUUCGUUGAUACGUAAUAAAUCCGACCGAUAUAAACUAAAUAACCUCCCUCCUGUUGCCUUCCCUUCGAAAAAACCUUUCUUAAAUAUGGACAAAUCUAAAUUAAAAUUGAACAACCCGGUAAAAUCUCGCUAUUCGAUCAAUCGUACUAAUCAGUAUUCAAAAGUGAACCCAAAAGAAUUCAUAAUACCUUUAAACGACGACGAUCUAGACGAAAGUUCGAGAGAAGACUCACCUGCUGAAUCAGUCUCGUCUUUAAAGUCAUUGGAAACUCAUCCCGUAAUUUCUUCUUCUUUGAAAAACAACGAAGAAAAAGAAAUGCCUAAAAUUAAACAGGAACCUUUGGAGGAACCAGAAGAGUUACCCAAUGAUGAAUUCAUUUCGAAAGAAUCGCCUUCUACGACUACUGCGGAUACAUCGACUUUCAUCAAAGAAGAACCAUUCCACGAAGCGGGUCCCGAUGAAAUAUUCGAUGUUGGAUGUAUCAAAAUUGGAGACGUUUCUUCGUUGUCAUGCGAUACGAGCUCCGGCCCUCCCCCUCGAGAUUCUCCUUCUAUUUCUAACGAUAAACCCGAAACUAAAACUGAAUUUGAUUUAUUAGUUGAAGCUGAAGAAAAUCUAAUAGAAAUAAGAUCUAAAUUACUAUCAAGCUUAGGCGAAUUGGAUACGUCAUUUAAAACCAAUGCCCAAGAGAAAGAAAAACUACUUAAUAUGGUGAAAAAAUUGAGUGAUCUCAAAGCCCUCGUUGUCAAGUUCGAGGAUAAGGUGAAAACUCAGAAGAUGAAAUUAGCUAUGAGUAAUAGUUUUACUCAAUCUUUAUACGAAGGAGUCUUGCUACGUUCGAAAACUUGCUCAAAAAUGAAAGAUUUGUGUGCGAUAGCUGGUAAAAACAUCAUCGGCCCUCAGUAUAAACCACCGAGUGAUUUCGAGGUACAAUUGGAAGAGAAACAAAAAACAUUGGAUUUUUCAAAGUAUGUACCAAAAAAAGCUGAAAAGAAGUAAGGUAAUAAAAAAAAUUUAUUUCAAAAUGUGAUUUCGCAUCUAGAAUACUUUUGCUUGUAAUUCACUCAUUGUUUGUAUAAAACAGGUAGAAUUCAUUCUAAUUACCGCACUCCGAAAAUAUUUUUGUUUAUAUUAUGUAGGAUGUAUGUGUAUUUACUUUGCUUUUUCUGUCGAUUUCGUAUUUAUUUUUGCUUUGGUCAAAUGUACGAGUACAUUACAUCGAAGUUUAAUUUUUAUUCCGUCACGUAUUUUUUUUCACACGUAAUUAUGAGUUAUUAUUUUGUUUAACGAUUGAUCCAUUUUUUUUUAUAACUUUCUUUUGUAAAUUGCUCUGCUUGGAUAACAUCAGAUUAUAACUCGAAAUCCCCCGUAGCUUUUGAAUUCUAUCGCUUUUUUUUACUCGUGAAAAAAGCACUUGGUGAAUAGAAUUGGUUGCUGGUUGCUGUACGUAUUUUUAUGUUCUUUAUGAUUUGAAUAAUCUUAUGUUUUUUAUUUUUCAGUACUUCUACUUUACUCGUUAUACUUAUUCGGAGUUAAGAUGUUUGAGAAUUUAAGUUCCUAUCUUAUCAAACAUUUAACCGAAUAUCCCUAUUUAUAUAAAGUGAUCAUUUUAUUGAUGUUAUUUUUUUAAUAUUCUAUGUAUAAUAGUGUUUCCAUUGGUGAUCUCUAAUUUUUGUUAAAAUUAUGUUCUUAUUUUUAAAUAAACGUUUUCGUGAAA
This is a messenger RNA of Planococcus citri (citrus mealybug), 3216 nucleotides long. RefSeq lists its product as uncharacterized. NCBI's taxonomy places the organism in Eukaryota, Metazoa, Arthropoda, Insecta, Hemiptera, Pseudococcidae. The coding region runs from base 141 to 2498 and encodes 785 amino acids. The record is from RefSeq and is a predicted model, not a curated record. The transcript is spliced from 5 exons.